Messenger RNA from Alosa alosa (allis shad), 3296 nucleotides. RefSeq names its product V-set and transmembrane domain containing 2A (gene vstm2a). The coding region runs from base 248 to 946 and encodes 232 amino acids. The record is from RefSeq and is a predicted model, not a curated record. The transcript has 5 exons. Lineage: Eukaryota; Metazoa; Chordata; Actinopteri; Clupeiformes; Clupeidae.
GUACCAAGAGAGCGGAAUAGAACCUAUUAUUAUACUUCGCAGCACCUUGCAGGGACAGCAUAGUCGCGAGUCUCGCAAAGCCCGUGAUUUCGACAACUUCAGGAUAAAAAACUCCACAGUUUCAGUAUGGUUGUUACUCGAUAUUCAAUGACAAAAUACGUUCAUCUGGUAUCUGUUUAAUUCGCGGAGCAACUUUGGAAAUCUGACUUUUCUUUUUCCGGCUGAUGCGAUUUAUAUUACUAGAGGAAUGAUGUGGACCUUGCAUGACGGAAUUGGAUUUGUUUUCUUUUCUGGUUUGUGUGUCCAGAUGGGGUUAACUCUUCAAGGAAGGUUUACCAAGAUCCCCGCCAACAUAACAGCUAAAGUGGGGCAGAACAUUGAAAUGGAGUGCGCCUUUCAGAGCGAAACCGCCUCGGUGUAUUUGGAGAUUCAGUGGUGGUUUAUAAGAGCACCAGAGGAGCCGAGCGACAGCGAGGAGACGGCCACAGAGAUGGACAUCAUACCGGAAGUUGACCCAGAUGAUGAAGGAACCAAGAUAAGUACAGUGAAAGUGCAGGGGAACGACAUCUCCCACCAGCUCCAGAGAUUCCGGGUGGACAAGAGUGACGAGGGCCUGUACGAGUGCCGCGUCAUUGACGCCAACUACGGGGAGCUGCGGGAAUACAAGGUGCAGGGCUACCUGCAGGUCAAUGCCACGACGCGGCCUCGGCCACCCAGCAAGACGUCCCCGCUGCACCUGACGGACAAGAAGCCCCGUAAGAGUGGCGCGAUGGCCGGACAGGACAGCGGUAUGAGCGCUGACCAGCGCGCCUCCAGCUCCACCUCCCAGAUGUCCUCGUCCAAAACGAUCCACCAAAACCCAGGCUCAGGUACACGGAUAGCCUCACGCCACGGACUUGCUACCCUGCUUCUCACAUGCGGCUUUGUGAGGGGAGCUCUGCUAUAGUUUCAAGUGCUGACUCUUUUCUCUCUCCUUAUCCCACAAAACCCCAAACAUACACACACACACACACGUACGCACGCACACGCACAUGCACACACGCACGCACACAGGCACACAAGCACACCCACACAUGCACGCACAUGCAAUAUCAUCAUCAUCUCCUCUCGAAGCAAAGAGAAAAUUGCCUGCUAUUUCUAUGGAGUGGACAGCACAGUUGGCCCUUACUUCAAAGCAACCCGGCGACGCAUUCUAAUUACCUUCACCACGAGCACCUUUUUCUACCCUACAUUAGCCAGGAGGAGAGACUGUUGUACUGCACAUUUAAUUCCACACGCCCCAAAACAAUACAGAACCCAUGGACAGAGACACAAAUUCCAUAUUUUGCAGAAGUAUUUUGUUUAUUAUUUUCUUAUUAUUUGUAAUUGUUUUUCUGCAGUACAUUUCAUGUAAUGGUUCAGAAAAUGAAAUACAAAAUCUAUAUUUGUGUUUAUAUUAUAUGAAUAUAUACAUUUAAAAAAGAACACAAUUGUAUACAUAUGUAGAUAGAUCAUUGCUUGACUUAGAAUGCCCCAGUAUCCUGGACGUGCAUAAAGUGAGGAUCUGUGGUCAUUUUUUUUUAUCUCAAUCUGUCCUGUGGUCAGAGGAAGAACAUCCAUUAUAGAUUUGUUUACAGUUUACAGUACACUACGCUUUCAAUGGCUAAUUGAUUUCUGCCGAACUGAGAUGGAGCAGUGGUCAGCGAUACUAGUCUGACACACAUCCCAGGUUGGCCAUACAGGUCAGUGUAGACCACUCGUCAUGUUUGUUUUAGGUCUCUUAUUUGACAUAAUAAAUGUGGGUUGUUUCCUUAUUGGUAUGCAGGUGGCAACACCAAGGCAACAGAAGCCCAUUCACUCUCUCUCUCUCCCUCUUUCUCUCUGUCUGUCUUUCUCCCUCUCUCUCUCUCUGUCUCUCUUUCUCCCUCUCCCUCCCUCUCUCUCUCUCUCUCUCUCUCUCUCUCUCUCCCUCUCUCUCUGUCUCUCUUUCUCCCUCUCCCUCCCUCUCUCUCUCAAACACAGUGUUUUGUGCCACCGUGUUCAUGUGACGAGGUACCAAAUGACAUCAAAGUUGCAACACUGUUGUUUGUUUCCCAUUUCAGUUUUGGAUUAAUAUUCUGUUUGCAUUAAUAUUAUACUCCGUUUGGAUUAAUAUUAUACUCCGUUUGGAUUAAUAUUAUACUCCGUUUGGAUUAAUAUUAUACUCUGUUUGGAUUAAUAUUAUACUCAGGAGGGACUCCUGUACUUCUGGAUAGCCAAGGCAGCCUCCUGUGCCUAUUUCAAAAACAGCUUUUUGGAUUUGAACUUAUCAGGUCAUAUGACACAGUGUAUAUAAACCCAAGAGUUUCCCUUUGGGGAUUAGGAAGGUAUCUGUUGAUAAUGGAUGCGUAUGUCACGUCUUUUAUUAGGAAGGUAUCUAUUGAUAAUGGAUGGAUAUGUCACGUCUUUUAAACUGGGCACAGCUCUGUACUAGACAUGGCAUAUUCUUCUGAUCGUUCAAAUGGAAAGUAACCAGACACAUUAAGAGACAUCACCUUCCAUGUUAUUCAGAACAUAACAUGGUAUAAAGCACAGUGUGGAGGAUACUAAAUGCUGUGAUGUAUUUAUAUCAGAGACAUCUGCUUCAUGAAGCCCCAUACACAACGCCUGACACUCACUGAUACAAGUGUCUGUGCAUAUACCAUGGAUUACAAAACAGAAGAAAAAGAUCAUCUUAAUUAAAAAAAAAAUGCAAUCACUGUGCAUAAGAAAGCAGGCAACAGACAUGCAGUUCACAGAGUGUGAGGAAAGAGAGGUCUGAAUAUGGGAUGGCCUACCAGUCUCACAAUACUCCAUGCCUUGACAAUCGACUUUCCAUGCCAUGACCACCAUUUACAAUACAUGUGCAUAAAGCAUGACUGUCUGAAAUUGCUUUUUUUCCCUCCUUAAGCAUCUGAUACCUAAAUGAAAUGAAGAGGAUCACCAGUCAGGCUUGACUUUUUUAUUUGAAGUUAGCACAAAGCAACAAGGCCCUAUUAUACAGUAUUUGUUAUCAUUCAACCAAAGACAGACACAGGACACAAGUCGCCGAUGCUUUCCUGAGCGUGUUUACUUCUGCCCUCUCCUGCCUCGUGCCACUUUUCAUUCUCAUGCAACAUUCGCUUUUGCUUUCAGCAUUUUCUAAUGCAUUAUAAACAUUACAUGAACAUCCUUGAACCCAUGGCCAAUGUCUAAUGUUUUUGUGAAAUGCCAAUGGGCAGACUCUCUUUUCCGCACUUGGCCAGAAACCCUGCUCACCACUCUCUGCUCUCUCUCCCCCUGCUCGCCCCUCUCUGCUC